AGUGCUUGAGCACUCGAAGCAAAAAACGCUUCACAACACGCAUCGUUUGUUGUUGUCGGCGUGUCCUCCUCGAAUCCUUCUGUCUCUCCUGAUCAUCUGCAAGGCUGUCGCCGCAAGCUGCCCCCACCCCGCGGGUUCGGAACCUCGUCGGCGCCGGCUCUUAACUAGAGAGAGAAUCAUGACUAUAUUAUGAUUUGAGCAUUGAGUUUGCUAUGCGUUCGUGCUUUAAUGCGUGCAAGAGAAGUUGUAACUUAAUGAGAGGAUUUCAUGUGGGCAAGCAAUUCUCCAACUUCAAUUCUGAGGAUGUUGUCUUAAAAACAGUUUGUGCUCAGUUGAGGCAAAGGAAGUGGAAACAUGCGGAGCACAUUUUGCCAAAUCUAAGUAGUUCGUUGGUAAGUCGUGUUAUUUGUGAACUUCAAAACUCCCCCCAAUUAGCAUGGGAAUUUUACAAAUGGGUUGCAGGCAAGGAGAACUAUGCACAUUCAUUAGCUUCUUCUUGUUCUAUGAUUCAUGUCUUGGUACGUGGGAAGAGGUUUGAUGAUGCAUUAUUACUAAUGAAUGAUUUGCUCUGUGCAAAAGGCAUGUUGCCGUUGGAGAUUUUGCAAGCAUUGAUUAGUAACUGCAAAGUGUAUGAUUCAAAUCCAGCUGUGUUUGACGCAUUGGUUAGGGCAUGUACCCUGACUGGGGACACAAAAGGUGCACAUGAGAUUAUUCAGCAGUCCAAGCAGGCUGGCUUUAUGGUUACUAUCCAUGGUUGGAAUAACUUUUUGAGUCAUCUUUUGAAGCUGAACAAUAUUGUCGAUUUUUGGAAGAACUAUAAGGAAAUGGUCUCAAAUGGGUAUCUUGAGAAUGUGUACUCUUUCAAUUUGGUAAUACAUGCUCUUUGCAAGGAAUAUAAGUUACUGGAAGCAGUAUCAGUUUUCUAUCGAAUGAUGAAGAAAGGAGUUUGGCCUAAUGUGGUCACUUUUAACAUGAUCAUAGAUGGAGCUUGUCGGAUGCAUGAUAUGGAACUUGCACUCAAGAUCGUCAGGAAAAUGGCAAUAAUGUCGAGAGAGUGUGUUCAGCCUAAUUCAGUCACAUUCAAUUGUAUCAUUAAUGGGUUCUGCAAAACAGGGAGGAUGGCUACUGCAAAAGAAGUUUUCAGUGAAAUGAUUACUCUAGGUAUUGAGCCAAAUGUUAGAACAUAUGCAACUCUAAUUGAUGGUUCUCCACGAGUGGGGAGUUUGGAUGAGGCAUUCCGAUUGUGCAAUGAAAUGGUGAUAAGGAAAUUGAUGCCCAAUUCCAUUGUCUACAAUUCUUUAUUAAGUUGGCUUUACAAAGAAGGAGAUUUGAAGGGUGCAACUUUAUUGUUAUCCGACAUGAUUGAAAAAUGUAUAUGCCCUGACAGUUUCACCUACUCUAUCCUUUUAGAGGGACUAUGCAGUCAUGGAUAUAUGAAUGAAGCUAUCAAAAUCCACAAGCUUAUGCUAGAAAAAAACCUGGCAGAAGAUAAUGUUUGUUACAAUGUUCUAAUCAAAUAUCUUUGUAGAAGCAAGCAGGAUUUGGGAGCCUGGCAACUUGUGGGCAGCAUGUUUGUCCGUGGUUUAGUUCCUGACAUUGUAACAUAUGGCACUUUGAUCGAUGCGUACUGCAAGGAGGGGAAUAUAAGACUGGCAAUUGAAGUUUAUGAUAGAAUAGCCAAGUUGGAAAAACAUCCUAACCUCGUUAUAUACAAUUCUGUUUUAGGUGGUUUCUGCAACAUGGCAUUAAUGGAUGCAGCAGAAUCUUUGGUGGAUUCAUUGGAGAGCAUGGGAUUGUUUGAUUCCAUAACCUAUAAUACUUUGUUACACGGCUAUUGUAUGAGUCGGAAUGUCGACAUGGUAUUUACUUUGGCUACAAAGAUUGGUGGUGUAGAUAGCAUGGUGAAUAUAGUGACUUACAACAUACUGAUAAACUUUCUUUGCAAAUUUGGCUGCAUGUCAAAGGCAAAGGAACUUAUGACAGUAAUGUUUACUCGAGGAAUGUUUCCUGACUCUGUAACUUAUACUACUCUUAUAAACAGUCUGAACAAAAAUUGCAGUCCACAGGAAGUGAUUGAACUCCAUGACUACAUGGUGCUCAAUGGAGUAAUUCCAGAUUCAUAUACAUAUGAAGUAGUUGUGAGGCCAUUGCUUGAAGAGCUGGAUAAAAAUGCUGGAAGUUAGCAUGGCUGAACAUGGUUUAGUAAUGCAAGCUGCAUGCACAAAUUCCCUGUGGAAAGAUAAUUACCUAAAUGUUUGGACUAACGCAAAAAAUUCUCUCUCCUCAAUAUUGACCAAGCUGCUCUGGUCUUGUGUAAAUUUUUCACUAAGCGGAAUGGUUUGCUUAUGAUCCAUACCAAGACCUUCUCUCUUCUUAUGUUGAUCUUCCUUUUGCCCAUUGGAUAUGCUCUUCUUGUUUGGUCUGUACAGGAUCAAGGCUGCCUUCUGUAGCUGUUCUGUCUGAUUCAUUUCCUUGUAGAGCCCAGAGAUGGGAUGGUGACACUGGGACAUGGAUCGAAUUGCAAAAUAGAUCGGGUUUGUAAAUUCAGGUUACAAAAUUUCUUGGAUGAAAGUUGCUGCAUUAUACACUCUGCAAAAUCGUUUUACCUUGUUUGUGCUACAGGAAGUUUGAUGGGAUUGAACUAAUUGUAGAUAUUUGAGAUUUUAAUUACUUUGUGAUCUAAAAAAUUAUGGCUUCAGCCUUACUUUGGUCUCAUCUCCAAUUUAUCUUACCAGUCCAAUCUCUGAUAAUUAGACAACACCACCAUUUUGCACUGGCUUUGACCUUUUUCUUUUCAUUUUGCUUCUGAAUAUAUAUGCUUGCAGUGGUUGUUUUUGGAUUAGAUGUUCAGUUGGUAGUUGUGUAGGUCUCUUUGAAAUUUCUAAAGCCGUUUUUUGUUUUCUGGUAAGUCAAUCCUUAAUUUAAAGCAGUCUAAGUCGAAUCAUUUCUCAAUUUGCUUGGAUUUAAUCUACGGCUACUUAGGCGCAUUGGAGCUGGAAAUCUUGUCAAUCUAGCUGCAUUCUACAUCAGAAAGGGACCUCUUCACCCCUCUCCCCAUUACAAUGCCCAUGCAACUGCUAAUGAUGAUCCUGAAGUUCUGGUGGAUCAUUUAUUCCACAUAAUGAUCACUGGUGAGAUCAUUGGUGCAACGUCUCUAUUUGUUGACUUGGUUUGGAAGGAAAAGAUGGGGACGGUCAGCAGAUAAGAGGUCAACGAUAUGAUCGAUCACAUGGUGUAGGGACUUCAAUGACCAAAAGUAUGGUGCAUUGUGCCCCAAAUGCAGCGUGGCUGCCUCUUUGUACAGACCUGGGUACACUGGCUUGGUGCAGAACCGUCAACGAAUUACUUUCUUGAUGAUGCAGUUUGAUGUUGGUGGUCUUUCUUUGUGUCGACAUCAAGGGGUCAAUGAAUCCACGACUUGUUAAUAAGAAGGGAGUAAUUUUGUGAGAGAAAUGACGUGUCCGUUGUAACAAGUACCAAAGUUUAGAUUGCUAAGACUUUCUGUAUAUGUCGACAUAAAUUAUCUGAAAGCUCAGUGAUUCUCCGGUA
This is a messenger RNA of Eucalyptus grandis, 3549 nucleotides long. RefSeq names its product pentatricopeptide repeat-containing protein At1g11710, mitochondrial. The coding region runs from base 213 to 2183 and encodes 656 amino acids. The transcript has 4 exons. The record is from RefSeq and is a predicted model, not a curated record. NCBI's taxonomy places the organism in Eukaryota, Viridiplantae, Streptophyta, Magnoliopsida, Myrtales, Myrtaceae. Gene Ontology annotation, molecular function: protein binding.